This is a messenger RNA of Rotaria sp. Silwood2, 1257 nucleotides long. Lineage: Eukaryota; Metazoa; Rotifera; Eurotatoria; Philodinida; Philodinidae. The record is from the annotation of a GenBank genome assembly.
AUGGUACGCAGCCGAAGUGAGACAAAUUUAAAUCGAAUAUUUAUCGAUUUAUGUACAAGUCCAGAAGUACGUAAUAAAUUUGGUCAUCAACGUAAUAAACAAUUACAACAUAAUCCUCCUUUGCCAAGUUUGAAACCGAUUAAAUCCAAUUCUUGUUCAAAUAUAGAUGAAUUGUCUCAACAUAUUGAAUCAUCAUUAUCAAUCGAGAAUAAUCAAAAGGAACAAAUAGAUACAUUAGAUCUAAUAAAUACUGCAACAUUACCCAUCUUAGAAAAUCCAUCUAAUGAACCUUCACAUUCAACUGCUGCUUCAUUAGUACCUAUGGAAUCAACAGGUUUUGCUGUUCAAACAACUUCAUUUCCAAAUCAUCAUUCAUUAACAUUAUUUGAAACAUUAGCAAUAUGUCAUUUCAAAAAACCUUCGUUACAAAGAGAAACUUCUAACGAAAGUAAAAUUAAAGUAUCAUUAUCACCAUCAAAUGCUUCAACUGCAUCACGAGAUUGGAAACAACAAGAUUUUAUAAAUCGUUUACAAAAUCAAGCAAAUAAUAUUCAACAUGGUUAUCAACGAUCACCAUCUGAUGAAAUAAUAGCAUUACCAUAUAAUGGAAAUCCAUUGUUCAAAGAUAAUACUUAUGCAAAUAAUGCUCUUAACAUCGCAUCAAAUAUUUCUCGUCCGACAACAAUUGAUUUAGCAACUUCUGCAUGCUCAACAUUAUCAUCCAUAACUUCGUAUACAGAUGAUAAUCAACUUGAUAAACCUCGAAAAUCACGAUCACUUAUGAGUUCAUUUCGAAAUUCAAUAUUGCACCGACGCAAAAAACAUCAUAAAAAAGAUCAACAAAAUGAAAAUGCUGCAAUUUCAGCGUUGAAUACUACAGUAGAAACUAGUGUUAUACCACAUAGUGUAUCAGCAGAACCAUGUCUAUCUAUAAGUUCAACCGAUACAAUAACGCCUCAUCGACAUCCUUCAAUAUAUCGAUCAUUUAGAAAUAUAUUUCGAUCAAAAUCAAGUAAAAAAAAAUUAGAUACAAGUAAUAUUAUUAUGGAACAUCGGGAUUCACAUUCUACAUUAACAUCAACACCAAAAAAACGUCGAUUUUUUCGUCGAUUUAAAUCAGAAAAAAAACAACAAACUAAUGCAUCAGCUAAUUCACUAACCAGUGAUGACUGUACAAGGUCAGAAUCAGCACGAAAUACACCUAUUCGAGCUAAUGUUGGUCGUCCGGUGACAAUGACAAAACCGCUUGUUCAAUGA